AUAAAUGGAAGAAUACAAAGUUGGAGUGCGUCGUUGUCAUAGCGAUUGUCUCAUGUUUAUAGAAAAUAUGGCGAGCACAGGACGACAAGAACGUGAAAUGUUACGCAAAGCGAAGCGCGCUUAUGAACACACAUCAGAUCCAAUUGAAAAGUUAAGACUUGCUUGCUUAUCUCGAGGCUCAUCCGGAAUUAAGGGACUCGGAAGGGUAUUCAAAAUAAUGGACGACGAUGGAAACAGAACUUUAGACUUUAACGAAUUUAAGAAAGGAUUGAGGGAUUAUGGCCUUUAUCUUGAGCCAAAGGAAGUAAGAAAUGUGUUUAAUGCGUUCGACAGAGAUGGAAAUGGAAACUUAGAUUUUGAUGAAUUUCUUGUCACUUUAAGGCCCCCAAUGAGCAACACACGGAAAAGAGUAAUCAAUCAAGCUUUCAAAAAAUUAGACAAAACAGGAGAUGGAAUCAUCACUGUUGAUGAUUUACGUGGUGUGUACAAUGUAAAACAUCAUCCUAAAUACAUAAAUGGAGAGUGGACUGAAGAGCAAUGUUUCAGAACAUUUCUUGACAGUUUUGAUACACCUGAUGAUAAAGAUGGAAAAAUAACUUUAGAUGAAUUCUUCAAUUAUUACAGUGGAGUGAGUGCUUCAAUCGAUAACGACGCGUAUUUUGAUCUUAUGAUGAGAAAUGCGUAUAAACUAAAAUAGAAAGAUUGUUUAAAUCAAUGGGUGCUAUGGAUUGAUUGCUUACCUACAUACACCCAUAUGUACGUGACGUAGAUAUGAAUUCCGAAAUCUGUGACGGUUGCACGAGGCCAUGGUGGAACUUGGUAAAAAAAUAGAACAAAACACUUAUUGAAAGGCAGUUUCAAUACUGUGAAGUAAAUGCAAUCAUAUUUUUAAUAUGUUUGUACUGAAAACAUUAUUCAGUGGAUAGAACUCCCUGAUUUAAAUAGAACUUAUUACUGGUGGGCUCGUGGUAAAAUGGCAGGCUGUAGAUGCAGCCCCUCACUAUAGUAAUAUUCUUCGGACGAAUGGGCUGCAUACAGGCAUUAGCGCUAACAUGUAAAGUUUGUUUCCAAGUAAUCAACAGCGAAAUGCCUUAUCCAAAUUCAAUGUAGAUAGUAUAUAAUAAUUAGAAGUUAACGCAAAGGUUUCCUGAAUGAAUACAUUCACUGCACCGUGGCCUUGCAUGGUAUCCUCAAGUCCUCAUCGUGUAAAAAAUUGUCAGAAUUUUUCUCUUCCACUGCUAUCAAGACAAAAUUAGUCUACGUUUACAUUACUCCCGAUCGGUCUGAAAACGGCGCAAAAAGUAACAGAACCGGGUUGGGUUUAUACUGCACUGGAGGGAAUGAUGAACUAGGAUGCUCGAUUUUGGAUUUUUGUUAAAUUAAAAAAAAUAAUUGCCAUUUGACUAAUGUAAAUAUUCAAAUUCAUAAUGAUUCAACAAUUCUCACAAUAAAUAUCUUGGUUACAAAA
Messenger RNA from Xenia sp. Carnegie-2017, 1468 nucleotides. RefSeq names its product calcyphosin-like protein. The coding region runs from base 5 to 697 and encodes 230 amino acids. Gene Ontology annotation, molecular function: calcium ion binding. The transcript has 6 exons. NCBI's taxonomy places the organism in Eukaryota, Metazoa, Cnidaria, Anthozoa, Malacalcyonacea, Xeniidae. The record is from RefSeq and is a predicted model, not a curated record.